GGUGUUGCGGGGCAGCCAUUGGGCGCGUGCCCGGGCGGACCGGAAGCGCCGGGCCGCGGGAGCCGCCGUCGCCGUUGCCAUGGAGCCGGGCGCGGCGCUGACCGACGCGUACGACCAGGCGCUGCUCGGCAUCCUGCAGCACGCGGGCGGCGUGCGCCAGUUCCUGCACGUGCUCUUCGGCUUCCUUUACCGCCGCACCGACUUCUACCGCCUGCUGCGCCGGCCCACCGACCGGCUCGGCUUCCCGCCCGGCGCCGCGCGCGCCAUGGUCGGACAGGCAUUCAAAGCCUUUGAGCACAUGGCUCAGCAGGAUGACGAGAGGCGCCAGCGGGAGAUGGAGGAGAAAAUGAAGGAGGAGGAGGAGGCAGCAGCCGAGAGGACCAAGGUGCCCCCAGCUGCACAAGAGGUUGAGAUUGAGUCCACGGCUGAGCAGGCCUUGUCCCCCAAGCAGGGGCCCUGCAUCCCAGAGGAGACAGCUGAGACAGCCACCAGCACUGCAGCCUCUGAGCUUCCCGGAGCCAUGGUCCCCACAGAGCCCCAGCCACCGCAGCUCCCCAUGAGGCAGGAGCAGUUCCAGACUGACCCUGACAGCUACAAUGGAGCUGUGCGGGAAAACUAUGCCUGGUCCCAAGACUACAGUGACCUGGAGAUCAAAGUGCCCGUGCCCAAGCACAUUGUGAAAGGCAAGCAGGUAGCUGUGGAGAUCGGCAGUAGCUGGCUGCGUGUAGCCCUUCAGGAGGGCAAUGGACAGCGCAUUCUGGUGGAAGGGAAGCUCACCCACAAGAUUAACACAGAGAACUCCCUCUGGAGCCUGGAGCCGGGGAAGUGUGUGCUGAUCAACCUGAGCAAGGGGGACGAGUACUGGUGGAAUGCCAUCCUGGAGGGGGAGGAACCCAUCGACAUAGACAAGAUCAACAAGGAGCGCUCCAUGGCCACGGUGGAUGAAGAGGAACAUGCCGUGCUGGACCGCCUCACCUUUGACUACCACCAGAAGCUGCAGGGCAAACCUCAGAGCCAUGAGCUGAAGGUGCAUGAGAUGCUGAAGAAGGGCUGGGACGCUGAGGGCUCCCCCUUCCGGGGCCAGAAGUUUGACCCUUCCAUGUUCAACAUCUCCCCCGGUGCCGUGCAGUUUUGAUGGAGGAGCAGGCUCCGGCUCCUGCUCUGGCUCCAGCCUCUGGAUUGGUUUCAAGCAGCAUGGGGGGUGAGUGGGAGCGUGGGUGGGCGCCCCCUUGCCCCCCCCAGCCCAGCACCCGAGCACAGGCGAAGCCUCGCCAAUGCAGAUUGACGUCCUCUGUCACCAUGGCAACCAGCGCCAGGGUUGUUUUGCUCUUCCAGGGAGAGCGGAGGCCGGGGGAUGCCAUCUCGGAGCUGCGGCUUGGCCCCAGGACCUCUCCCUCCAUGCCCCAUGGCCGCUGCCUUCUACAGAGCCCCAGUGCCUGCCACAUGCCAUGACAGGCAGCCCGUCAUCACUUGGGGACCGUGGCUGGCCUCAGUAGCCCCUUCACAGUGCAGAGGGCCCUACUGCCCAGGGGAUGGACACAGCUCUCCCAGCACCAGCAAGGGGCACAGCUGUCAGCACCAGACGUGUCCGGGUCGCUUUGUCCCUGCUCCGUCCCCCAACCCCACAGGGGCUGAGAGAUGGGAUGGGUGCUGCCAGGAUCCCUGUGGCCCUGCCAUACUGUCCUGACCCCCGGCACUUCCGCAAGGGACUUCUUCCGGCUUGUCUUCUUCCCACCUCACGUCCCAUAUCACCCCAAGCCAGCUGCCAGUGCCUUGCGCCCGUGAGUCCCACCCACCUGCUGGGGUUCGCAAUAAAUGUGUUUGUCGGA
This is a messenger RNA of Alligator mississippiensis (American alligator), 1829 nucleotides long. It is a transcript of the gene NUDCD3, whose product is annotated as NudC domain containing 3. The coding region runs from base 80 to 1135 and encodes 351 amino acids. Gene Ontology annotation, cellular component: cytoplasm. The transcript is spliced from 6 exons. Gene Ontology annotation, biological process: protein folding. The record is from RefSeq and is a predicted model, not a curated record. NCBI's taxonomy places the organism in Eukaryota, Metazoa, Chordata, Crocodylia, Alligatoridae.